GAGCUCUUUCAGGCUCAACAUAAGAUAGAACAGUCGAAUGUUGACCCGCACGUACGGAUUCACACACUAUUAGAUAAGCAAAGAGCCAAUAGGACUUUUUGAAGCAACACUCGCACACAGUCUGCAUAUUAAGGAGGACCUUGUUGACACGCUCAAACAUCAUUUUUACAGUGGACAGUCACUGAAUCUUUGUGGUGCGGUAGCUUCGUCGACUGUGUUAGUUAAAUGCCCGCUAGUAGCCCACAUGGCGAGAGCAAUGGGAACGUGGAAGAGUCCCAGGCAUUUUCGGAGGACGUGUUUGACGACACAUACGCGGAAAAAGUAGCUCCCAGACACCCUUGGACGCUGGUGUGGAGAAACAUCUGGCUCAUGGCGAUGCUGCACGCCGGCGCUCUCUAUGGAGUCUCCCUCAUCCCGGAUGCUUGUGCUCUCACGCUCGUUUGGAGCGUUGUGUGCUUCUAUUUCAGCGCUCUCGGUGUGACGGCAGGAGCGCACAGGUUGUGGAGUCACAGAUCCUACACAGCUACGCCGGCCCUUAAAAUCUUCCUCGCCCUUGCCAACUCAAUGGCUUUUCAGAAUGACAUUUACGAGUGGGUGAGAGACCACCGUGUCCAUCACAAGUAUUCAGAGACUGAUGCUGACCCGCAUAAUGCCAAGAGAGGCUUCUUCUUCGCGCAUGUGGGAUGGCUACUGGUUCGCAAACACCCAGACGUCAUCGAGAAGGGACGAAAACUGGAGCUAUCUGACAUAAAGGCCGAUAAAGUGGUCAUGUUCCAAAGACGGCACUACAAGCUCUCUGUGUUGAUCUUGUGCUUCCUCGUGCCCAUGAUGGUACCCUGGUACUUUUGGGGUGAGUCCCUCCUGGUAGGCUACUUUCUACCUGGGUUACUGAGGUACACCGUCGCUCUCAACGCCACCUGGCUGGUCAACAGCGCUGCGCACAUGUGGGGGAACAGGCCUUACGACCGCAACAUUAACCCCAGGGAAAACACAGUUGUCGCCUUCAGUGCCAUCGGUGAAGGCUUCCACAACUACCACCACACAUUCCCAUUUGAUUAUGCCACCAGCGAGUUCGGCUGGAGGCUCAACUUCACUACUGCCUUCAUCGACCUCAUGUGCUUCCUGCGUCUGGCCAGCGAGCGCAGGUCGGCAUCCCGGGAGAUGAUCAUGGCCCGCGUGCGGCGGACGGGCGAUGGCGCCACUAAAAGUGGCUGAGUCGCCAACAAUGCAGCCACCUGUUACGCUGGUGAUGAUUUUCGGACACGCGCGGCCCACAGGCACUAAGUUCUCACAAGUACAUAUCUUUUUCAGUUCCUUUUCCACUGCACGGUACUGACUCACUUUAGACACAUUUCAAGGAGGUACAGUUUCAAGUACCCGAUCAUUAAAAUAUAAGAUUAUCAGAGAGUAUUGUGGAUAAAAAACAUACUUACCAAACUACAAGCUGUUGUGUUGAAGUUGAAUAUCUCAUCUAAUCCAAUUGACUUACAUUUGUGGUGUAUUUUGCAUCUAUUCACACAAUGAAUGAAAUACAUUGCGUACAUUGUAGCUGGAGUCAACAAGUUUAUCUGCACAAGCCCGGAAUCCUCUCCCUCAUUGUGUAUGUUGAAGAUUUUACUUUUGAUUUGAAGAAAAAGUUUUACCCUUAGAUAAGAAAGUAAGAAUCUAGAAUGGCAGUCAGAAACGGCGAAUCACGUGCUGGGGUUUAUUACACAUUACAAUGGGGAGCUGCUCAUAUAAACAUAAGCACAAAUCAACCAAGUAGAUUGAUUGUUAUGGUUUUGGGAGUGACUAGUAAAUGAUAGGUAGAUAUUUGUUUAUAUUGAUAAAAAUGACACCAUGUGUAUCAUAAUAAACACAGUUUUGUACCUCCUCAUACAGUAUAU
Molecule: messenger RNA, 1886 nt
Organism: Corythoichthys intestinalis (scribbled pipefish)
Lineage: Eukaryota; Metazoa; Chordata; Actinopteri; Syngnathiformes; Syngnathidae
Gene: scdb
Product: stearoyl-CoA desaturase b
Exons: 6
Coding region: 226-1215 (329 amino acids)
Biological process (GO): unsaturated fatty acid biosynthetic process; response to fatty acid; monounsaturated fatty acid biosynthetic process
Cellular component (GO): endoplasmic reticulum membrane
Molecular function (GO): stearoyl-CoA 9-desaturase activity; iron ion binding; palmitoyl-CoA 9-desaturase activity
Source: RefSeq, a predicted model, not a curated record